ACGUUAUGAAGGCAUGUUUUGGCGUUGGUGUCUCAAAUUACCAGAGCUGGCUUACUCACAGGCUCGUUCGUCUAACAAUACGUUGAUAGUCAUGCCACACGGAGCCCGCCAGAGGAAGUCAGCUUUAAUAAAAGGAGAGUCUCAAGGAUCUACUAGUCUCACUACAACUGAGGAGCAUGAAACCUCUGGACUCGUAGAGUAAACAACAUCUUUUAAAUACAUUAACUGGACACUCCGACCGACUGUUUCAACAGCACACCCUCUAAGACCUGGUGAAAAUAAGGAGCAGUUUGGAAACCUUGGAAGAUUAGACAGUUUUCAGACAAAAGCUGAGAUGAAUUUUUCAGCCGGGAUCCCAGGGAUGGUAAAUCAGACGUCCACCUCCAUGUAUGGCUGCUCAUCCACCCAAAACAUCGUCGGCUCGGUCCUGCCUCCUGUUCUCAUCGUGGAGAUGAUAGUGGGCUUGCCAGCAAAUAUUGUGGCCUUGUGGAUCUUCUGUUUCCACCUGAAGGUCUGGAAGCCCCAUACUCUGUUCCUCUUCAAUCUGGUUCUGGCGGAUUCCCUGCUCCUGAUUAGUGUGCCUUUUCGCAUUGACAACAUCCUCCGUGAGGAGGACUGGGUGUUUGGGGGGGCCUGGUGCCGCAUUAACCUCUUUAUGCUGGCGGUGAACCGUUCUGCCAGUAUCGCCUUUAUGAGCGCUGUGGCAGUGGAUCGCUACUUCAAGGUGGUCCACCCACACCACCGCAUCAACCAUAUGACGUCCACCCAGGCGGGCUACAUGGCUGGCCUGGUGUGGAUGGUUGUGUUGGCUCUGCGGACCCCAUUGUUGGCCACCAAGCUCCUGCACAAGGCUGGCGACAAAUCCCUGUGUCGGAGCUUCAAUUCCUACGAAGAACUCCCUCCGACAAUCAAGGUGCACUACGUGGUCUACAUCGGAGAGUUCUUCCUGCCCUUGUUGUUGUUGCUGUUCUGCUCGGCCCAGAUUGCCUGCGUCCUGCGGCAGCGGCAGAAGGGCCGACAGAAGAUGGUGCGCAGGGCCAUCCUAACAGUAACAGUGAUCAUUGCUGUGUUUAUCAUCUGCUUCAUGCCAGGUAUCGUCACAGGCCUGUGUGCGAUGUUCAUCAAGUUGUACCGUCCUCAGGACUGCAUGGCCUACAAAGUGAUUACCCAGCUUUUCCGCCUGUCCAUUGGGUUUACUUACCUGAACAGCGCCUUGGACCCCAUCAUCUACUGUUUCUCCAGUUCGAUGUUUCGUGAGGUCCUUAUCAAGAGGUCCCUCAGGCAGCUGAGCAUGAGGAGAAGAAAGAAGCCACAACAGUUUACGUUUGAAGAAAGUGACAAUAAAACAUGAGAAUGUGACAGUGUGAGAAAAUCAAUGUCACACAGGAUAUUCAGUGAUGGAAACUGUAGUUUUGUCUAUUAACAAUGAGACAUUUGUAAAAAGAAAUGGUAACACAAAAUAUUCUGAGAGGUGCAUUGAGUAGAGUGAGUUCUUCAUAAUCAUGAGGUCUUAGGUUUAAUCCUCAUAAAGAACAGUUGAACAAAUAGAGGAGUCUGUCUUAAGAGAAACCUGAAUCUCUCCCCUCAUCCCAUUUCGCUAAACCUUCAUCAGGUCAGAAGCUUUGUGUUUAUCUGUUGGCAUCUGUUGGAUCUAUAAUGCAUGUAUACAGAAAAUUUAGUGGUGCUAUUUUGCUGUUGAUGAUAACGCAGGGAUAAGGAACAUUUUUUUUUUUGUCUCCAUUAAAGUGAAAUAAAGAAAUACGCACAUCACUCUUCAUUAGCAAUUAUUUCCUUUGGUUUUAGAAUUGAACGGAUUUGGUCAUUCUUUGAUAAGCCAACAGGCCAAUAAUAAAUCCCAGAUUUUCAAAUCUUCCAGUUCUUUUUACAUUGUGAUUUUAUUACAAUCUGUCUGGCAGUAUGACCAUUUAUUGCCAUGAAAUAUAACAUCACAUUAGCUGCUGAUCACUAGCCUACGUCAUACAUUUAGCUGCUAUAACAUUUUUUCCAUCUGAUAAUGUAUGGUGGUGGUGGUGAAUGUCACACAGCGAAGGAAAAUCACCGUCCUGGGCUCAGUCCUCGGAGCAGCCAAGGCGUCCUGCUGAGAGAGGCUCUAAAUAACUCAAACCUGAAGCUUGCUAAGGUGACCUAGAACCCCACCUGCUCACUUCACGAUGAUAAUAAUUUUUGACAAUUUUUAUUUUUUCUGUGUUAAAUAAGCAAACGUGUGGAAACUGGGGAUGAUUUCAUGAUUUGUGAUUCUUUGCUUUGCAAAAAAUCCCCUUCUGUCUUAGCCAUUCAAACAUGCCUGUUUCUCGUACAUUGUGGCUUGACUGUGAUUCAAGUGUGGGUUCUUGGGCAAGUCGUAUCUAAAAUUCACCUAAACAAAUGUGCCGCUUUCCAUUAUGCAGCCAUUUCUGCCCUGUCCUUAAAAGAAAACAUUGAAAAUAAAGGCUCAUGAGAAUGAACUGACCCAUAACCCUUUAAUGACAGUAUCCCCCUUCUACAGACAAACACAAGAAACCACUGACAGAAACAGAAUGACGCCUCUACUUCCAGCUUACUCUACUCACACAACAAUGGAAUCUGAUUUGUCUGAUUUACAGUUAACAACCGGCUGAUUUACAACUGCAGCAGUUCAU
This is a messenger RNA of Myripristis murdjan (pinecone soldierfish), 2639 nucleotides long. RefSeq names its product hydroxycarboxylic acid receptor 1-3 (gene hcar1-3). NCBI's taxonomy places the organism in Eukaryota, Metazoa, Chordata, Actinopteri, Holocentriformes, Holocentridae. Gene Ontology annotation, biological process: G protein-coupled receptor signaling pathway. The transcript has 2 exons. The record is from RefSeq and is a predicted model, not a curated record. Gene Ontology annotation, cellular component: plasma membrane. Gene Ontology annotation, molecular function: G protein-coupled receptor activity. The coding region runs from base 335 to 1351 and encodes 338 amino acids.